This is a messenger RNA of Medioppia subpectinata, 2787 nucleotides long. NCBI's taxonomy places the organism in Eukaryota, Metazoa, Arthropoda, Arachnida, Sarcoptiformes, Oppiidae. The record is from the annotation of a GenBank genome assembly.
UCCAGGCCUUUAUCAUCACCGCCGCCAACAUUACCGCCAAAAGUCAAGCCCCGGCGCUCUGCCGGAGGUGGUGGCGGAGCUCAGGCCUCGUCGUCAUCCAACACCCCAUCGCCCUCAUCGUCCACCGGCUCAUCCAUAUACCGACCCCUACCGAAGCCGCCCACUAACGUCCCACCGCCCAAACCCCCUCACCUGCCGCCUGUGAUACCGCCGCCCCCACCGCCCCCAUCAUUAUCCACACCCCCGGCGUCGCCCACAACGGAUGAGCAGCCGGUGAUUCCGCCCCGACUGGUCAUCAAAGAGCAGGUGCUCAGAGAUAACGUGGAUCUGGAGGACCAGCACCUGAACCACCGCCGGAUGUGGUCUCCGAUGUCGCGUAAGCUCAGCGAACCGAUGCCCGUCUCUCAGCCCAAAGUGCCCAUAGUCGAUCCCUAUGUCUGUCAACACUCCGACUGCAGACUUAAAGGUAUCGCCCGAUCGCAGACAUUUCGGUCGUCGGGCGGUAAAUCCAGAUCCCGACUCCAGGCGGCCAAUAACCACAGCAAUAUUAACCCUAACGCCCGGUCUAUAAUCCAAAAGUGCGGUUAUCUGUGGAAAACCGGGUCAAAUAGGCGUGAAUUUUUGGACCGGUGGUGCGUUUUGCACCGCAACGACCAGCAGCCGGACGACGGGGUACUCGCCUACUAUGCGGACCGCAAGACCACCGCCGCCCGCGGGAAGAUCAUGCUCAAAGACGUGGCUUUUGCGAGGCUGGUGCCCGAGUUGGGCCCCAAAACACGGCCCCCGACCGCUCAGGUCAACGGUACCAUUAACUCGGCUAACGAUUCGUCCAAUUGGUGUUACUUUGAAAUCGGGACUAACUGUAAACGGGGGCGCGUUUUCCUGUUCGCCGCCAAAUGCCUGAGCGAUCAGCGCCUGUGGUUUCAGGUACUUCAAGAGGCAAUUGCAUGGGACAGGUUUACCCUCAAAGAUACUUUCCACUGCGGUUACAUUUGGAUGAAAUACGGCAUUUCUGGCCAAUGGCUGGUCAAUUACGUGCUGCUCAGCGACCGGCAGAUAACAGUGGUGUCCAAAGACACGGCACCGGACGAGGAUCAGCCCCUGGGGUCGCCGCCAAAGACAGCGGACAACAAGAGUGUCCGCUCGUCCGACAACGAUAGCGACAGUUACGUGAGCACCGGGUCGUCAACGAUGGCUGACUGUCUGGGCUCAGGUCACUGCUAUCGCACGUACGAUAUGCGUAAAGUGAUGUCUUGUGGCUACGCGUCCGCCCAUCAGAUCAAUUCGUGCGGUUUGGUUCACGAGUCCGGCCAACCCGUGUGCCUCACUUUCCCCAAUAAAGUGCUGUACAUUCAGUGCGAAUACAAAGCGCACACCGAGUUGUGGUACCAAUCAUUCAUGAAACUAUGGACAGUUCCAGCGGCCGGCACUCUGGAGGACCAGUACCUGACCGGCGAUGGGGUGCCGGUGGCUGUGGACAAGUGUAUCAACUUUGUGGCCACGUAUGGCACCGACACUCCCAACCUAUACCUACAGCAAAAUCUCGGGUCACCCGUCGCUCAGGCCAUAGUUGAUGAGCUCCGGCGGGACGCCUGGGCUUUGCAGCUCCGGGUGGACAACCAUUCCGUCCAUGACAUUACAUGUGCACUCAUUUUGUACCUUAAAUCGAUGUCUGAGUGUAUUCUCACAGAAAAGCUGUACCAUAACUGGAUUAAAGCGAAUGAAGAAGACAAUCGCAACGAAAGGCUCCAGAAGUUGAAGAUUUUGCUGCAUUUGUUGCCAAUUGUCAAUUAUUUAACCCUCAAGAAACUUAUCGCUCAUAUUGUUUGCAUAAUAGAGCAAUCGGACAAAAACCAGACCUCUAUACUGAACAUCGCUCCGGCCAUAUGUCCGGCCCUACUAUUCCUCAAGUGCUGCCACCGGGUGCUCGACGACCGGGUGUCCACGUUUGACGGCCACUCGGCCGGCAUCGAUAUCGUCACCGACUUGAUCCAGUCGUACGGCUGGCUCUUUGACGUCACCGCCGAAGAGCUAGAGAAGGAGCGGCGGAUCCAGAGGGCGCUCGAGCUGUUGAAUGAGGCCAAGCGUCGGGAGAUGGGCGCCAAAGCCGGCGCGAACAUCAAGGAUAACGCGGACCGGCUGUCUGUAUACGAGAUAGUGUACAACGAACAGCUGGAACGGCCCGUCCAUCACACGGACAUAGUGUUGGCGGUGACCCUAUCGUGGGUGAAAUGGUCGCAACAGUACUCGCGCGACAACUACCUGUGCGUCCGGACGAACACCCUAUACAACCAGUUGGCGGGUCAGCUGCGCGAUCAGACACCGAUCACCAUAUUCUCGGAGCUCCGGUACGCCGACCACCGGUCCAAAGGGUUUAAGAAAGUGUUGGUCGAGUUUAUCGGCGCCCGACUCUCGGUGUAUAAGCCGGACGGCGGCGGUAGGGGUGGCGGCGACCGAUCGCUCGGCCAGUGGUGUGUCGAAGAUAUCACGUGGUAUUUGGGCGCCGAGCGUAAGCGUCGCGCUGGCGGUGGUUUGGGCGCCAGUAAGCGAUGGUUUAUUACGUUCAUCGAUAGGAAUAAUCCCAUUGUUAAGACUAAAGAGAUGCCAUAUUUCGGUCGUGUGCUGUGUUGUAAUACUGAAGAGGAAUAUCACAAAUGGAUCUCUGGUAUGCUUUGCGCCGAAUAUCCCAAUGGAGUGAUCGUUAAUGGGAUUAAUGGCAGACAAACGGAUUUAAUGGACUAAAACAUCUCAAUAAAAACAAUCAUAUUUAAUGUUAUAUCAAAUAAG